AUGUUACCAGGUGGUGUUAUUUUGGUCUUCGUUUUGGUCGGUCUAGCUUGUAUUGCCAUUCUUUCUACCAUCAUUUACAGAAAAUGGCAAGCAAGACAACGUGGUUUGCAAAGAUUCUAA
Torulaspora delbrueckii is the source of this 120-nucleotide messenger RNA. RefSeq lists its product as uncharacterized. The record is from RefSeq and is a predicted model, not a curated record. Gene Ontology annotation, biological process: regulation of catalytic activity. NCBI's taxonomy places the organism in Eukaryota, Fungi, Ascomycota, Saccharomycetes, Saccharomycetales, Saccharomycetaceae. Gene Ontology annotation, molecular function: enzyme regulator activity. The coding region runs from base 1 to 120 and encodes 39 amino acids. The transcript has a single exon.